Lates calcarifer (barramundi perch) is the source of this 2117-nucleotide messenger RNA. RefSeq names its product prune exopolyphosphatase (gene prune1). Bases 211 to 1476 code for a protein of 421 amino acids. Lineage: Eukaryota; Metazoa; Chordata; Actinopteri; Centropomidae. The transcript is spliced from 9 exons. Gene Ontology annotation, molecular function: exopolyphosphatase activity. Gene Ontology annotation, cellular component: cytoplasm. The record is from RefSeq and is a predicted model, not a curated record.
AAGGCGCCAUGACCUUUUACCCGCCUCACAACCGACAGUCAUGCGGUCAGAUUAACGUUAAGGUGUGUGAGUAACAGCCUGCUGCCCGGUGAACCGGCUGGCACCGUUUACCGGAUCCGUUAACCGGUUAAAGGAGCAGCUAGCAGGUUAGCUAGCGGUUAGAGUGACAGUGUUAGCCGCUAACAGCUAACUGCUAACAGCUAACAGGAGAUGGAGGAGUUUCUGUCGAGCUGCCGCCGAGCCGUGCAGGUGAACUCAGACCAGCCUGGACCACAGUUCCAUGUUGUCAUGGGGAACGAGGCCUGUGAUGUGGACUCCAUGGUCUCUGCUCUGGCCUUCGCCUACUUCCUGUCUAAGACUGUGCACAGUGAGAUGCUCGCUCUCCCUCUGUUGAACAUCCAUCAGUCAGACCUGCUGCUGCGCUCAGACAACCUGUUCCUGCUGCGACAGACCGGUUUGUCUCCAGACCUGCUCCUGUUCAGGGACCAGCUGGACCUGAGAGCCCUGCACAGAGCCGGCCGCCUGCAGCUGACACUGGUCGACCACAACGUCCUGCCCAGUUCAGACAGUGACCUGGAGGGGGCAGUGGUGGAGGUGAUCGACCAUCACCUGUUGGAGAGAGAGCCCUCCCCCUCCUGUCCUGUUACUGUGGAGACGGUGGGAUCCUGUGCUACCUUGGUGACGGAGCGCAUCGUCCAGAAAGCUCCACAGAUCCUGGACCAGCAGCUCGCUCAGCUGCUCUACGCGGCGGUGGUGUUGGACUGUGUGAACAUGGCUCCUGCUGCAGGGAAAGUGACACCCAAAGACAGUCAGUACGCCGCCAUGUUGGAGACGCGUUUCCCCGCUCUGCCACCGAGGGGCGCUCUGUUCCAGGCGCUGCAGAACGCCAAGUUUGAUGUCUCAGGUCUGAACACUCAACAGAUGCUGUUGAAGGACAUGAAAGCUGUUUCAGGAAGUCUGAACGUCGCUGUCUCUGUUCUCUACAUCACACUGGAGGAGUUCCUGCAGAGGGCGGAGCUGGAGGCGGAGCUCUCAGGUUUCUGUCAGAAGUUUGGAUUUGAUUUGCUGCUGCUGAUGACCAUCUCCUUCACUGAGAGCAAAGAGCCAAUCAGAGAGCUCGCUGUGUUCAGCCACAGCGCCACCUGCAGGGAGCAGGUGAGCCAGUACCUGGAACAGGCCCGUAACCCCGCCCUCAACCUCUGUCCAAUCAGCAGCCCCCAUCCUCACAUCAUAGCCUAUCAGCAAGGAAACACGUUGGCGUCUCGUAAGAAGCUCCUCCCCAUCAUUAAGGAUUUCCUGAAGGAGCAGGACGGAGACGGUUGCCAGGGAGAUGCGGAGGAGGAGGAGUCUCAGGUCCCUCCCACCCCCAUGAACAGUCUGGUGGAGGGCUGUCCUCUGGACGACGGUCUGCCGCACAUCAGCGCUCAGGACCUGGAGGAGAAGGUCAGCAAGAUGGCCGCCAGAGGAGGGAACUGACCUCUGACCUCUGAGCCGCGUGUCAGGGGAUGAAGGUGGAACACAGAGACACAGAACAGUCAUGAGUUUAUUGUCUAUGUUACGGAUUCAGAUCUGAACCUGGACGACGGCAGCGAGGAUCCGUCUGAGGUUUGUGUUUGUGUUUGUGUUUAAACAUCAACAGGAGAUGGAGAGAGUUAAAGCUGUGACACGUUUAAAGACACAGCGGAAAACUGAGCUUUAAUAAUCAGAUGAUACACUUUCACUGUUUGAACACUAGAUGGCAGUGUGAACCACAGACAGGAAAUAAACAGAUCAAUCAGAUUAAUACUCUGAUCAGAUCGAGCUCCUGAUGAGACGUAAUCAAUCAGACAACUGAUAGAAAAUUAAUGGGAAACUUCAAUAAUAAAAAUUGACCUGACAGUAGAGACAGUACUUAAUUUCCCUGAGGGAGUCAUCCCAAGGGAUCAAUAAAGUCUGUCUAAGUCUAAGUAGAGGCAGAAGAAUCGUGUUGGAGACAGAAACAGAGUGAAUCUGACCUUUGACCUGCAGCAGGUAAACCUCUCUCUCUCUCUGUGCUGAAAUAAAAUCUGUUUUUACAAGCUCACUCUGAUGUUGUCACAUUGAAGGUGGAAUAAAGUUUAUUCACGUGUUCAUUUUAA